Molecule: messenger RNA, 1643 nt
Organism: Nerophis lumbriciformis (worm pipefish)
Lineage: Eukaryota; Metazoa; Chordata; Actinopteri; Syngnathiformes; Syngnathidae
Gene: ubtd1b
Product: ubiquitin domain containing 1b
Molecular function (GO): protein binding
Source: RefSeq, a predicted model, not a curated record
UGCGCAGGCGCAAAAAAAAAGUUCAGUGGCGUCUGUAGAGCUCCUCCGUCAGUAACAUUUCACAGACAGAGGGCCGAUAUGUAAGUGUUUAAAUUCGGAAUUUACAGGAGAAACCGCUUUGGUGUGUCGUGAGAAAACCCACGUCCGCCUCCAAGCUUGAAAGAAACUCGGGAUUGUUUGGACAACACUGGCGCGCCGAAGUUUCGUGUUCCUUGACGCGGAAGCUAACUGGCUAACCUGACUAGCUUGGAAAAUUGCUUUGGCGACUUGACAUCACAAGCAGGCUAACUUUUACUAAGCAGCCAAAAAGAACUAAUGCGGUCAAAGAUGUCCUGAAACGGAAGAAAACGAUUUGCUAGGUAACACGCAGUCGUUCAUAACCUGGGGCUUGCAACAUUGGAUCCGCCGCCCAUUCUCCUCCUUGGGCCAGAGUCUGUGAUGGGCGCCCUGCUGAGCUCGUAGGGCGGGUGGAAGCACACUAGAUCCCCAUUAACCAUGGGAGGAUGUGUGGGGAGAUACUGGCAACGAUGGGACGACACACAGAGCAGGGGUUCCUCCAGGAACGGUGGCCGGGGAGGACGUAAUGAGCCGCUAAAAAAAGAUCGACCCAAGUGGAAGUGCGACUAUCCCAUGACCGAGGGCCAGCUGCGGAGCAAGCGGGAUGAAUUCUGGGACACGGCGCCCGCUUUUGAUGGCCGCAGAGAGAUCUGGGAUGCCUUGAAAGCCGCCGCUGUGGCUCUGGAGUGUAACGACCAUGAGCUGGCCCAAGCGAUAGUAGAUGGUGCCAGUAUCACCCUACCACACGGUACUCUGAGGGAGUGUUAUGACGAACUUGGCAACCGCUACCAGCUGCCCGUCUACUGCCUCGCUCCGCCGGUCAACCUGAUCUCAGAGCGCAGCGACGAGGACAACAGCGACAGUCCCCAGCUUCCUGCAGCACAUAAGAAAGAAUUUCAGCUGAAGGUUCGCCUUUCCACGGGUAAAGACCUUCGCCUCAGCGCCAGCAUGACGGACACUAUUGGUCAGCUGAAGAAGCAGUUGCAGGCCCAGGAGGACAUAGACACCGUCCACCAGCGCUGGUUCUUCUCAGGCAAACUUCUCACGGACAAGACGCGGCUGCAAGACACAAAGAUCCAGAAGGACUUUGUGAUUCAGGUCAUUGUCAAUCCUCAGGCUCUCCCCAAGAUGUCUUCCGCCAGCAGCAGCCAGCAGCAGCCCUGCAUCGGAAUAGCUGAGGUCAGAGAGGAGGUAGAAGCUGACUGUGGAGGUAUGACGCCACAUUAGGGAAACAUUUGAUUCUAUCAUGGAUCCAGACUACCACAACUACACAUGCAUCUGCCUUUUUAUCUGAUCUAAAGCCUACCAGGUGCCAAUGGAAAACACAAGGAAGUGUUUUUGUGGACAUAUUGACACCACAAUCUUCCUUUGCAAGGGAACAGCAACAAUAUCUUUAUCCUUUUCUUUCAUUGUCGUGGAAAUAAUGUUAAUGGCGCUUUUUUUUUUUUUUUUUUUUUUUUUUUUUUUUGCACAUUUGAAAAUGUUUUACUUGUUGACGUCGCUACUUCUACUGGACAAGACAACAAAAUAUAGUCCCUCCAGGAAUUUGCGAUGUCGCAAUUGCACCAAUUCACGCAAAUUAUGUG